AUGCGCGUUGUGAUGCCACACAUGUGGUGUCGCGCCACCGGCGCCGUCGUGGGGCUUCUUUGGUUCAGCACCCUUUCUGCCGGUUCCCGAUGCGAGUUUAAGCAGAUCGAGUCUUCAAGCCUGGAGCCUGGGUUUGAGCAGGGCAUGACUCACCCCUUGCUCAUUCAAACAGCUGGAAGUGGAAGGACAGCCGAGAUGAUUGAUGGCCUGGGCAACAUAACGCUCUAUAUAACGACUGCCAUCGGGAAUCAAGCACAGCACGGCUUCACUCAAGACGAGCAGAUAGCUGCAAGCGAGUACAUUCAGCGCCUCGAGACGAACAAGUCCAUCCCCUACGCUUUUCGGCAGUGCCAUCUCAGUCCAAGUUGCGAUCGAGCCUUGGCUAAGGCGGUUGGCAUCCCUUCGUUUCUUCGUGAAACGGCGCGCGAGCUCUUUAUGGCCGUCGGCAGCUUUCCGGGAUCAUUUCCAUUGCAUAGCCACGAUCGGACAUGGGCGCUGUCAUUGGCUGGAAGCAAAAGGUGGUUCACCUCACCACCUGGCAAGCCCCCACUGCGGCCCUAUGUCGAUCAUGACGAAGACUCACUAAAACGAGCUGGGUUCCAGUACUGCGUGCAACAUGAGGGCGAGGUCGUCUUUCUGCCACGAGGCUGGUGGCACGCAGUGAUCGUUCAGAGUAAUUGGAGCUUAACGGUUGGCGGACAGGGAGCGUCCAAAGACUUGGUGUUUAGCGCGUGUCGGGGCGACCUGGCAGCUUUUACAAGCAGCCGACCGCAUCAGCUGAACCGGCUCGACCCGAGCGGGAUCAGCCCAGCAGGACAUGCGGCCAGAGCCGGUCACGCCAAACUGCUUGCGACUUUUCGCGAAAAAGGUGCAGACUUGCAAUCGCCAGAUGGGAAUGGGUGGACUCUGGCACACCAUGCCGCAAAGCUCGGCCAUGUUGAGGUGAUACAGUGGUUGGCUGAGGGCGGAAUCAGCGUGACUGAAAGGAACAGGAUGUCUUGGACUGCCCUGCAUACUGCAGCAAAAGCUGGAAACGUGGAAGUAAUUCGGGCUCUUCUUCAAGCUCGAGCCAUGGUGGAGCCCAAGGAUCAGGCUCAUGACUUCCCAAAUGUCAUGCUGUAUAGUAUGCAGCAUGCACAUAGGUUAGUCAGAUAUACGGUACGCGCACAGACACGGAAUGUCCAAUGCAGAGAAGUUAGUUGA
Messenger RNA from Symbiodinium natans, 1203 nucleotides. The record is from the annotation of a GenBank genome assembly. NCBI's taxonomy places the organism in Eukaryota, Dinophyceae, Suessiales, Symbiodiniaceae.